Molecule: messenger RNA, 10225 nt
Organism: Anopheles cruzii
Lineage: Eukaryota; Metazoa; Arthropoda; Insecta; Diptera; Culicidae
Exons: 19
Coding region: 1-8613 (2870 amino acids)
Biological process (GO): actin cytoskeleton organization
Molecular function (GO): guanyl-nucleotide exchange factor activity; protein binding
Source: RefSeq, a predicted model, not a curated record
AUGACCAGCAAACCGGAACCAGACAAAUUGGGACGGAACAUGAAAGCGCUGCCCGCGAGCUGCCAAAAACUGGCCGACGGUAUCCAGCAGUCGUGGAACAGGGCAAUCCCGGAGAAUUCGUACAUCCAGCUCGGUACCCUCCGGUACGGUGUGCGCCUAUCGAACACGGGCCUACUGGAUGGAGGCGGAGGCAAAUCCGCCAGCCACCAGCAGCCGAUGGAUGAUGUGCCGGGAAGCAACUCCCGUGGAUCGAUCACUUCGUACGAACUCGCAACGAACGGCGAACGGUGCCGUGGCGUCGAAAGUGUCCACACUAAGAAUAGAAAAUCAUCUCCCUCAGCAUCGACAGCAUCGACGGCGGCGGUGGCGGCAGCGGCGUCGGGUGGUUCGCCAGUAGCAGCAUCAACGCCCGACCGCACCUCGUUUCUGGACCAGCAGCGAGCGUUGAGGCACCCUGCCCCACUGGCGCCCGGUCGGAGCAACGGUCACGUCGCUCUCAGUCCGUCGGCGCACCCGUACGGUCACGGAAGUUACGACGCUCCCGGCCACGGCAGCGGCGAUACGGUAUCCUUGCCUGGUGCUGGUGGCUACAGCAACGGUCAUAGCAGCAGCGGCAGCAGCAACAACAACAACGGUUAUCACAGCAUCAGUCCAACCGGUGGCAGCGGAAGCAGCAGCGUUAACGGAGGCCGUAACGCCGACGAUCAGCAGCAGUACGUGGGGCGCGACAACUCACCUCGGUGCUCGGCCGUCGUCUGCUGUUACGGCAGCACAACCGGAAGUGCCAAGUGCAAAAGGCAGCCACCGAAACGCUCUCCAGUGCCGGACGGGGCUGAUUUCACUCUUCAACAACCCCAUCGGCACGAUCGGUCCGGGAUCGAUGAGCGGUCGUGGAGUGGAACGGGCAACGAUGCGGACGGUGAUGCUGCCAGCCAGAAACGGUUCUGCGCCGAAGGUGGUGGUGGCGGCGCCGACGGCAUAUCAAGUGGCCCUAGCUUCUAUCGACCCGGCGAUGGCAAUUUAAAUUUAAAUCCGAGAAACGCACCACAACACCAGCAGCUGCAGCAGCAAGUGUUACAGCGUUGGCCGCGUGGGGGGGUGUGCAGAAAAGAACAUGCGAACAUAAAUAAUUUCGAGAAAAGCAGAAUUUCGUCCGAGCCGGAGGAGUCUGGCUGCUUUGGACCGGUCCGGUUGCUCGCCGGCGAAGGUCUGAGGGUGGUUUCGGCAGCGAGGUCCGCGUCACCACCUGCGUCCUCGCCACCACCACCUUCGGGGUACCCGAUUCCGGGCCCAUAUCCUCCCAGUCCCGGAGCGUGGAGUGUCCCAUCCAGCACCAGCGAUAGCGUUGUCGGACAACGGCGUCGAGUCCUUCAACCACCGUCCUCGCUACCGGUCGUGAAGUCGUACAGCUUUCACCGGGACCGCUCCGGCUCUCCCGGGGGCGGCGGCACCCCCACCACCGCUGGUGGUCAGCUGUUCGAGUCGCCGCUUUUCGAUUCGUUCGUUGGCCGAAAUAAAUCGUUUCGUAACGCCAGCAACGCGAGACGAUUGGCCCGCGAUGGUCCGAUCGAUGGUGGCGCAGUAGCCGCUGCGAGGCACACGAGCGACGGUGAGAACGCGCGGCCUCAGUACGGGCGGACGAGCGUAACGCGCAAAUCUUCGUUGCCCUCACUGCAGCCAGCGGGGGCCGGACAGACGAGCGGCCGGGCAUCCGUCGACGAGUGCUAUCCCUUCGACAAGUCCACCUGCCAGCCGGAGUGCAUCCUGACGCCCCGAUCCCACCGCAAGCACCCGCAGUGCAGUGAUGCGCUCAACGAGAUCCGGCUGCAAUCGCUCAGCAAGUACUGCAACCAGCUGCUGCUGGCCGGAGCGGCCCGGCAGGUGGCCCCCGAGCAGCCAGCUCCCCGCACGAUCGACGAUCUGGAGGAGGAGCUCGGUUACAUUGACUCGUCGGAUCCGUCAUCGGGGAUCGGGGACUGUGACCGCAACUACGGUCACAGUCUGACCGUCGCCCGUAAGCACCGACGGCCAGCAGGCCAGCAUCAGUCGGCCCCGCAACCCCGCUAUCACCACCAGCAACAACAACAACAUUCGUCGAUCAUCACCCACAGCACGGUGCGGAUCGCGGCCGCCAUCGUGACCAGUAGUGGCGGCGGCAUCGGCAGGGGUGGCACUUUGCCAGCAGUAACCUCACCGACACUCGGCCACGCACCGUACGGUGCUGGUGGUGUUGGUGGUGAAGAUCACAGAAACAAUUACAUCGACUCGUCCUCGGACGAGCUGAGCAGUGUGUGCAGUGGGUUCGAGCAGCUAGCGCGCGCCUGUAGUAGUGCCGCCACCGACGAGGUGGACCAGGUUCGCUCCUCGUACCGGGCGUCUCAUUCCGCGCGUAACACCAGUAACGCAACCACCAUUGAUCCGUACGGCGGCGAAACCGAAUCCGCCUUACCACCGAAGGGUAUCGUUUCCUGCGCCAGUGGCAUCCUAGUAGUCGAUGGCUGCAACAGUGAUGGCAGUGGCAGUAACAGCAGUAACAGUGAGGAGGGCGAACAGCGGAGCAAGUUCACCACCACUCCGGCGGCUAAGAAUAGCCGCGCCACGCUAGUGAACGGUGGUGGUGCUAGUGGUGGUGGCGGUGGACUCACUGUUACGGCCGCCGCCAGCGGGCAGCAGCAGGCGGCGUCGUCCUCUCCGUCGCACGGUGGGUUGAACUGCUUCGGAAGAAACACUUCUUCCACACACUUCCAUGCGGCAGCGGGCGGCCCGACAGUGGACAAAACGAUAAUGGAGAAGCGUAGCAGUAAUACCCUCGACCGCCUGCAGCGGUUGGUGAAGAAAAGCACCUCGGGACUGAAUGAAAAGAAUAAUAGCAGCGGCGCGGCUGGACCGAAUGGUCCAGUCAGUUCGGGCGGCGGCAAAACGGAGCGGCUGCGCGAGUUAACCGAUCUACUGAAGGGUAGCGUUAGAGCUCCACCGCCGGUGCCGCCUCCUCGGCGUGCCAAGCACACACAAAGCAUCGAUCGGAUCAACCCGUUCGAGCGUCCAGCCACGGCCGCCUCGUCGUCGGCCUCUAGUCUACUCAACAUCGAUGCGCUGCGCCCGGACACGGCGUCGACAGAAUCGGACCUGCUGCUGCUGCGGGGCAAAGCGUCGCGCUCGGUCGACCUGCCGUACCGCUUUGCCGCCGAGCCGAGCCAACGCAUGUCGACACCGAGUUCGCCGCAAACGGAGCACAAACCGAUGAGCCUGCGGGCGAACGUGAGCACCUCGAACCUGGAGGCGCUACACGAGCGCCGGGCCCCCGGGAAGCCAUCCGUGGGCGAGGAGUGCAAAUCGGAGACGGCGCUCAAGCUGGACGAUGAGGAGCUGUUCGCGAAAUUGUCCCGCCCCGAGUCGCGCACGAUCGUGGGCUCGUACACGCAGAAGACGAUCCCGUUCCGCAGUGCGUCCUUUUCGCAGGUCGACUACUCGUCCGGCAAGUACAUCCGGUCGGCGUUAGGUGCGCUCAAAAGCAGCUUGCUGCAGAAGACCAGCGUGGACAAUGGCCCCCCCACCGAUAGUCCGGCGGAACUGUUCCCUUGCCCAGCGGACCCAGACGACACGCUGGCCGCUGGAUCACCGGACGACACGGAUGUGGCCAAGUUGACGAUAAAAAAGACAGAGCUAAGCAUCAAUCUGGCACCGCUCGAGUACGACUUCGGGCGCCCGACGCACGACGAACGGUCGCUGAAGCAGCGACUCGGCGACGGCAAGGACCUCUCGUCGAACCGCAACUCGGACAUUGAAACGAUCGUCGAAGAUCCGGUGGCGGAACAUGUCGAGAGCGUAGAAAACGGGACUGCCGAGGUUCCGGACGAUCCGACAACCAGCAUCAGCGUGAUGCAAGCGUCCGAGAUGGUGCUGGAACCGUUGGUGGAGGAAGGCAUUCCGAUCACCCCGACGGCGCUGUCGAAGGACGACGAGUGUUUGCAGCAGGCCACGACCUGCCUCAUACCCGUGCCCGUCUACGACUGUGUGGUCAGCGAGUGGAGUACGGCGCGGCCCUCGGAACAGUGGAUCGACGCGUCGAUGACGGAGUACGCCAAGUUUUCCGACUGCCUCGACAGCAUCAAGGAGGUCAACGAGAGUGUGUUCAGUGACCCGCCCCAGCCGGCUCCGGCCGAAGAAGACUUUCCCGGGGAGAAGAUUACCGUCGAAGGGCCACCGCAGGUCAUCGAACCACAAACGAGCGUAGAACUCUCCGAGGACGGUACCGAACCGUUGCUCUGCACCCCGCCGGUGUCGAUCGUUUUCACCGAGCCGGAAAGCACCGAGUUUACGACGAUCGUCGACGGUGGCACAGGUGGCGGUAUACACAAGGUGUCAGUCAUGCUGGACGACGGCAGCGAGGUGGUGGAAAUGGUCGAGGUACGGAAGCGCCACAGCAACCAAGAGGACACCGGUGGCGGAGGUGACACACCCAACUGUCGCCACUCGAACGAAGGAGACGAAAAGCGAAGGCUGGAGUCACGCAAAUCACGCCGCAAAGGCAUCUACAUCCAGUGGCCGGCCAUCGAUGGCAACAGCGAACUGGAACCGGAACUGGGCGAAAGUCUCUCUCCGCCGACCGUCACCGACGAGGCCGGUGUGGGCUGGAGUGCGGACUGUGGUUUGGGGCGGGGUCACGAAAAGGACUCGAGCCUUGAGCUGAGCGGCGAAAGCUUCACCGAUUUGAGUGUGCGCGAUGAGGCGGGCGAUAGUUUGGGGGCCGAUCCGGUUGAACGGUCCGGAAACUGCUCCCCGGAUGGAGGCCGGUACCGGCUGGAUCCGACCACACCCGAGUCGGACCCGGGCAAGGGACCGGUUUGGCCGGGCAGCAAACGGCGCCAGAGUCUCACCUACCAGAGUUCGGACGAAAAGGACGACACGCUUCCGGCGCCCACGUUGGCCGUCCGCUCGCUGAAAACCCUGUUCCUGCGGUCGGACUCGGUGUCGGACAACGAGAGUGACCGGGCGUCGUCGAGGGACCGCACGAGCGCCUCGCCGGCCGCCGGUGGUCAAGGCGAUCCGGACCUGCGGCGCUACUCGAAGCGACCCCUGCGUGGUCCCUACGGUCAGAUGCUGGAGGCCGAAAUGAAGAAGCCCACCACGAAAGUACAGUACAACGAAAUCCUGGAGGAGCUGACGCGCAACGAAAGCCAUGGUUCACUGACGAGCGUUGCGCGGAAUCGCGGCAGCGCCGGAAGCCAGUCGAUGGACGAAACGAACGAUCGGCACGGCGGUGGCAAGGCUUCGGGGAAGCCACGGAAAGCGAGCGCCAAUCUGCCGGUCCCGACGCACGUCCGGACCACUUCCAGCCCCUCCAAGCUGUCCGAUUCCUCUUCGUCGAAUGCGUGGGCCGCCGCCGUUGCUACCCAAAGCGCCGCCAAACGUCAUCUCAGCAACAUCGAACAGCGCAGCACGGACUCGGACCGGUCGGAGAAAUCGACUGGUGGUGGCAAGAAGUUUUCGCUGGACAGUCACCACGGCGAGAAGCUGUCCAAGCGGGCGUCCGAAGGGGGAGGAAUCGUGCGAGAGAAGCCAACGAGCAAGCGGAGCGGAUCGAGUGCGAGUGACAAGCUACCGAAACGCAGCCUGGAUGAGGUCCGACUGUCACAGACGAGCCGCACGCCGUCGGAGCGAAGUAUCGCGCUAGUGCCGGAUACUGCGGGGACACCGAAAGGCAUGGCAGCGUCGCCGGAGCUGCUGGCCGAGCUGCUCAAGGGUUCGAGCGAGAAGCUCAUUACCGAGCAGCUGACAACGGGUGGCGCGCCGGGCAACCCGAGCACCGCGCUACCAUCGGCUGUGCUCAACUGUUUGGAUACGCGAACACACGUGGUGGUCGAGCUGUUCAACACGGAAAAGUCGUACGUGGAGUCGCUGCAAACAAUAGUAUUGAAAUACUUGAAUCAACUGAAGUCGUCCGAAAACUCGGCCCUGGUCGACGCGCAAACGGUGGACGAGAUUUUCUUCAUGGUCCCGGCGAUACUCAACAUACACGAGCGCUUCCUGGAGGAGCUGCGCCGCCGGCUGGACUCCUGGGACAAGAUGCAAAUGAUAGGGGACGCGUUCGUCGAUGUGUUUUCUCGCCCGGUCAUACUCGACACGUACACGGCGUUCGUGAACAACUGGAACCGGGCGAAGGAUGCGAUACGCAGUGCGAGACAGAAGUGCCCGGCGUUUGCGAGGUUUCUGGAGGCAAUGGCCCGCGAGCACAAGGGAAAACUUUCGCUCGACAACCUGCUGAUCAAGCCCGUACAAAAGUUUCCCAACUAUGAACUCAUUUUUACAAGACUGAUUAAGCACACGGAUGUGGCACACCCGGACCAGAAGCCAUUGCAGGAAGCUUUAAAACUGGUGCACGAUAUUCUGAUGUUUCUCAACUGCAAGGAAAAGGAAGCCCUCGAGAAUGGGCAACGCGAGACGGCGCUGCGCGAGCUGGAGGGUGUGAUCGAGGGGAUGAACGAUCUGGUGACACCCGAGCGGGCCUUUCUCCGGCGCGACCUCGUGUCGAUGUCGUCGGGCCAGGUAACGCUCAAGGAGCGCGGUUUUUUCCUCUUCAACGAUCUGCUAGUGAUAACGAGCAUAAAGCGACGAAGCGGAACGAUUCGAAAAACGAACAUGACUUGCCCCGGAAGUGUGGCAUCAACACUCGACACGAACAAAUACAAAUACCUUACCAAGAUCUCUUUGGACGAUUUGGAGAUUGUGAAAUCUAAAGACGAGAAUGUGAGACGAAUCAUGAAAGAGAUCGAACAUCUAACGGACGACAGUGGGAAGCUGGUGCAAAUAUCGGACCUUACCGCCAGUCUGCGAUGUUCCCAUGGACCACUGGAGGAAGCGAUCCGCGAUCUGCAGCGCGAAAUUCAACGACAACUGGCCGAACGGCAAACGAACGAUGCUCAGUUGAACGUGCUAGAGCUUACGCUGAACACCUCCAAUGGCAUUCAGAACAUGACGGUGGUCUUCUCGAAACCGGACAAACGCACGGAGUGGGAAGAAACGUUCACGGAGGCCAAGCAGAAGCUGGCGAACAGUGUUGAGCGCAGUCAAAUUCCCGAAUUUUUCGUGUCCGUGCCGAUCCGCAAAACCCGGGCCGGUCUCCAGUUUACUUGUGCCUCACCGACGCUGGGUACGCAGAAGGAUGUUUGGGUGUGCAAUAGUGACGGCUACGUUGGGCAGGUCUGUGUGCUCAGUCUCGUGCCGGAGCCAUCCGUAACGAGCUGCAACGGUGUGUGCAAUGCGAGGAUCCUGUGCGUUGCAUCGGUGCCCGCUAGCGAAGAGCGGGUUAGCUCAGCGUUGAUGAACGUGAAUAUCUCCAUCGUCGAUGCGUCCUGCAACAGUAACGUAGUCAGCAAGUCGGCGGCAAACUCGGCCGUAAGUUCACCGGCUAAAAGCACGGAACGGAAAGGUUCGUUCAAGCACACCUGCGACUCGAGUAGUCGGACGGCCAGCAACGAGUCCGACAUCCAGCUGGAUUCGGGCAGCUCGAGUGAAGAUUCCGAGGUCGAAAGUCAACCGGAGCGUGCUUGUAGCCAGUCGUGUGUCUCGCUGACACCAAACCACCGGCAGCAAGACACAACACCGGCGACUACGGCCUGCUCCAUGGCGGCUGCCGAUGUAGAGCCGGAAACUCAGCAAUCGACUAUGUGGCUCGGAACGGAGGACGGUUGUAUUCACGUGUACAACUGCACGGACAAUAUACGUAUCAAGAAGAACAAGAUUAAAAUACCCCACGUCAGUGCGGUGUACUCAAUACUCUAUCUCGACAACCGAGUCUUCGUUUCACUGGCCAAUGGUGAUGUGUGCGUUUACUCUCGCGAUCGAACUGGUUGGAACGUUUCUUCCCCCUUGACGGUCACGGUCGGCACGGUGACAAAUCCGGUAAUAAAGCUCUUGAACGUACACGGAAAACUUUGGUGUGCAAUACAGGGCACCAUUAAAGUAUUAAACACUAAAAGUUUACAGAUUGAUAAUCAGAUUCAAAUCUCAAACGACUCAAAACCAAUCACAAAUAUGACAGUAUUAAACGAUUACGUGUGGAUUUCGGUGCAGAACUCGGCACACAUCAAGUGCUGCCACCAUGAAAGCUUUGAGGUUAUAUUUGAAGUUAACCUGGCACCGUCGGUCAACAAGAUGCUUUCGAACUGUGAUGACAUCAUCCGGCAGCACAAGGCUGCCUGCCUAAGGGUAACUUCGUUGCUGGCCUGCAAGGAGCUCAUCUGGGUUGGGACCAGCGCUGGCGUGCUGCUUACGAUUGCGGCGCACAACGUGGCGAAAGGAUCCUCACUGCCCGUCGUCACGGGUAUUCCACACGGUCACACCGGCCACGUACGCUUCUUGACCUACGUCGAGUCACCGGACGGUAUUGCGGGCGAAGAAUCACUGGCACUGCGCGAAGGAUCUGCAACGAGCGCAAUGAUCGCUUCCGUUGGAAAGACAGCAAAGGGUGGCCUGACAGUCAGCAGUCAGGAUUUACUCGUAAUAUCCGGUGGCGAUGGUUACGAGGAUUUCCGCAGCACUGGCAACAACACAAUGAGCGAUGUCGCUGGACGUGAAGAUAGCACCAACCAUUUGUUGCUGUGGAAAGUGUAAGAAGAAUUCGAUUACCAGAAGAAAUGCUUCCCGGCAUCCGUGCAACGUUCCGUGUCCGUGUCCGUUGAAGUAAAAGUAUUGUGAAUGAUUUUUUCCGCAUCUCGGUGCAGCGGAAAGGUACACCCAAGGCAAGGUGACGAUUUUUUGGACGCACUAAUUUACGGGCAAGCUGGACUUGUCUUUGUUUUCGCAAUUUUGGUUUGUAGCGAUCGCGCCAAAAACGCUCACGUUUGUUGCGACGGAACGGAACUGCUUAACAAUUUUUCAACACACAGUGAAUGGCCAAACGCAACAAACGAUAAGACAAUAAGAAUUUACAUGGUUAAACGCUAUUGCUGUAAGGGGUCCGUUGGUUGGCGCUGAUAAUUAAUUGAAGUUCGAGCGACGUUUGUUCACUCCACUAUUCCAAAGUACUCAUUAAACAAACACACACAGCCCAACACUAACGGAAACGAUGUUUGGUGUUGGCUGCCGGUCCGACAGAACGGCCGAAGAGGAAGUGGCGCCACAGUACCAUUUAUUGCUUGUCUCGUUUGUGCAUCGAAUUCUUAAAACCAUUACCGGUACUGGCACAUCCCUAUUUACCAAUACUGUAAGGCUACCAACAUUACUGGAUACUAUGGUUACUAGCGCUACACCACCGCUGCUAACGCUGGUGACUAACGUCGUAAUAAUCGUUUACAAUAUAGUAGAUCACCGUUAAGAUGGAGUGGAAUGCUGUGGAAAAGGGGUAACCAAGCACUGAAAAUUGGGCAAUGAAAAAGUGCACCAAACGGCCACGUGGCCACUAGGCACAAACCGAAUCAGUUAACAAAUUGGCAUGGAUAUGGACUAAUCGGUUUUGUUGUGUUUUUUUUUCGAAACUCUCAUCUCAACUCAACGCGUGAAUGUGAAUGCUAGUCGUAUGCUGUAGAAGCAACAAAAAUAUGGAGAAGCACAACUUAGUAGGCAGCGGGCCCAUUGUUGUCCCGUGUACUGUUGUAGCUCUAAGCAACCGAGCAGUAUGUUUAAAUGCUAUCCUUAUUAUGAUUAUUAUUAUUAUUACUAUAUUAAUACAAUAUACAAACGUACAGAACGCCAGACGGCUACUUAUCUAUGCGCAAAAGGCAGGGUACUGCGAAAUGAUUCCACAAUGCAUCUUUUUAAGUCACUGUAAACCCCUUUAUAACGUGCGCAAGUACUUGAUAAAAUACACACACGCCCCUGUAGAUGCACACGGCGGCGGCGACCGGUGUAGUGUGAACGAUGAUGUACGCAAGUAUGAAUUUAUCCAAUGAAACAUGCACAUAAAUUAACCACAGAUAGACAGAUAUCUGUAUGUGGCCACGUUACGUCAAGGAAUUCCACGUAGGAACGAAAGCAAACGAAAAACUACGACAAACGGGUUACUGUGUGCGCGAUCGGAUCGAAUGCGAAUGCUCGAAUGAUUGCUCAACGCCGACUAUAUUUCCUCCGUUGUUUAACGCUUUAAGAUCGUUUCUUCCAUCGGUGGUGUGGUGCAGCUUUGCGACACUCCACCGCGGUGUGAACCUACUCCAGUGCACAAGUCCUCCGUCAGUUUCCCACGGGUCCCGCGAAAGGAAUGCGUAAGAAAAAAAAAGAAAAUGUAAAA